AUGCUCGUCUUUCAUCUUUCUAUAAUCUUCGCUUUCUCUGCAGCAGCCGCUCCUCCGCCAAAGCAUCAUGGGCAAAUCGAGCACACUGGCACACAACAUCCGCCAGCGCCUCACAAGCCGACCCCUCCUGGUUUGCGCAACCCGAAUGCCUAUCAGGAAGACGAGCCUCAUCAUACGCUCCAGUACUAUUAUACGCAAAAUCACCCGCACUUCCAUCCACAGCUCUUCCACCCGCAAUUCCAUCCACAGUCCGACCCGCAAGAUGUGUUUCAAUACGAUGUCCAUGGACAUGUAGGCGGUGCUCAUCACUACCAAGCGCCAGGAGCUUCUGGCUUGCAGAUAAGCCAGAAUUACGAAUUGCUUCGCCAGCUGCAUCAAGUGUAUGCUCAGGAUCCAUCCGGCGCUCAUGGUCACCCAGCUGGCUUCGAUGGUUCGAUGAGCGAGCAGGCCUACUCGCAAGUUGACCCUCAGCUUCACCCUCUUCAUUGGCUCGGAAACGAGGGAAUAGAUCCGCACCUUUUUGCGUCUUUUUCGUUGGAUCCCGACUUGCGUCACAAACAUCUUAACGCUCAGGAAGACGGUUAUGAGACGAUGCAAAACGAGCACAAUGAGAGGAGCCAGAGGGAAGAGGGCAAGGAAAGCGAAGCGGGAGAUGGCAGGGGGAGAAAGGGCAAGGAAAAGAAAGCGGGAGAAGGCAGAGGAAGAGGGAAGGGAAAGGGCAAGAAACAGAGUCCUGAUCAAAGCCAAACCUCGUCAUUUACGUCAUCUAGAGAGUCGCACGACGAACCUGCCCCGGCGGACUGUUAUCCCAUGGAUCCAAUGGAAUGCACUUCCGAGCCACACCAAGUACCCAUGGACAUCGACACUAUGAUCGAGAAACGUUUCGAAUUUCUGCGAAAGUCCGACGCCUAUCAGCGCGGACAGCUCGGUCUUCCUGACCGAUCGAGGCAUGCCACUCUUUCACUUGAGUUCGAGCAAAAGCGCAAAAAUGCUAGGCUGCUGGUCCAGUAUGCCCGUGAUCUGUUAAAGAGCCCUGAUAAGCAGCGGACAAGGGUGAAACAACUGUGCCAGAAGGUGACAACUGCAUCGGACGAGGCCAAGGGAAGCCCCAAACCAGAAUCGGUCCGGCGUUGGCUAGAUCGAAAGAAGAGAGCGACGAGAGACUGA
Messenger RNA from Acaromyces ingoldii, 1167 nucleotides. RefSeq lists its product as hypothetical. Bases 1 to 1167 code for a protein of 388 amino acids. The record is from RefSeq and is a predicted model, not a curated record. NCBI's taxonomy places the organism in Eukaryota, Fungi, Basidiomycota, Exobasidiomycetes, Exobasidiales, Cryptobasidiaceae. The transcript is spliced from 4 exons.